Dendrobium catenatum is the source of this 895-nucleotide messenger RNA. Its product is annotated as probable signal peptidase complex subunit 2. Gene Ontology annotation, cellular component: signal peptidase complex; membrane. The transcript is spliced from 5 exons. NCBI's taxonomy places the organism in Eukaryota, Viridiplantae, Streptophyta, Magnoliopsida, Asparagales, Orchidaceae. Bases 82 to 639 code for a protein of 185 amino acids. Gene Ontology annotation, biological process: protein targeting to ER. The record is from RefSeq and is a predicted model, not a curated record.
CGGAAUGUGACGGCCGGUUAUGUAAACUGCUUGACUCGGAGCGAGAGAAUCUGAGGAAAAGGAGAGGCGAAAAGGGUGCGAAUGGCGAACAGCUCGAAAAACCCUAAGAAGGCGAACCUCCUUGAUCCCCAUGCGAUCAAGCACGUUCUUGACGAAUCUGUUAAUGAGAUCGUGACGAGCCGGGGGUACCCGGAGGACUUCCGUCUGAGCAACUUGAGGCUGUUGAUCGGGACUGUGAUUAUUGCCAUUGCCCUACUUGCGCAGUUCUACCCUAAAAAAUUCCCGGAGAACAGGGAUAUCCUCAUCGGCUGCAUCAUAUUGUAUGUAGUUCUCAAUGGGAUCUUGCAAUUCAUUAGCUACACCAAGGAGAAAAAUGCGAUCCUCUUCACUUAUCCUCCUCCUGGAUCCUUCAACAGCACAGGGUUGAUUGUGUCCUCAAAGCUUCCCAGGUUUUCAGACAUGUACACUCUUACGAUAGCUAGUGCGGAUCCAAAAUCCAUUUCUGCAAACAAAUCAGUGCAACUUAUCAAGAGUGUCACAAAAUGGUUUACGAAGGAUGGGAUCCUUGUCGAGGGCCUAUUUUGGAGGGAUGUGGAGAGACUGAUGGAUGACUACAAUGGAGAGAGGAAGAACAAGUGAGUUGAAUCCUAAAACUAGACUUCAAAAACGGCCGGUUUUUCUGGGUUCCGAUUGCUGGGGCUGAUUUAGUACAAAUGCUUUGAUUUUGAGAACCAAAUAUAUAACAAUCCCUCUACAUUCAAAAACUGGAAAUUAGAAUCUUGCAGGGGCUUUCUUCUGAGUUAUGUGGCGUCAGAAUAGUAAACUUUCUUCAUUUAUGAGUUCUGUUUACUCUUUUCUUCAUUUACCCUUUCUUUUAAUUUGUGACCUAGCUUUA